AUGCAGCUCGCAUCUACUCCCGCCUUUCUCACGUUGCCGAAGGAGUUGCGUGACAGCAUUUACGAGUAUGCACUCGAUGGUAACACUCAAGUGCAUGUCGUUCCAACUACGACGGAGCGCACACAAUGCACGGCGUGGAGAUUGCAUCAUAGUACCACACCGCCGGUCGCGACGUACCUCAGCUUGUUGCGCUGCUGUCGGGAGACAUACCGCGAGGUGACGGCGUUGCUGAACCGGGCGUCACUGCCUGCCAGUACUACCGUGCUCCAACUGCACGCUGCUUACCCGGACAUGCAGACAGCGUUCCUACGCAUACCACGUCCACCCGAGCGCCUCCACGAUCUGCACAUCGACCUCAAGCUGGGGAAUAUGUGGGAUCCAGUGUUCAACACGCCAGGCCAGCAAGAGGUCCUGAUGCGACCGCUCUUCGAAAUCUUGAAGCGAUAUUGUCACUACGGACCACACAUGGGGCGCAAUCAGCCUUUGAUCACGCCGCUGAAGCUUGAUGUAGUACAGAUAGUCGUAAGUUCGGCGAUAACGCUUAGCGAGCUGGAUUUUGUCUUCGACAGCCCCCGCUCCCGACUUGCUAUGCUCUUUGGACGCUUUAAGAAUUUGUUGAUGAAGCUCGCUCGCUCUGGGAUCUUGUUCGACGCUAUUCAUGCCUUCGAGGUUCGCCUUCGAGCUGAUCUAUUUGACGGGGACUGGCAUCGCAUGCCAGUGACGUCCAAUAUGUGGGACGAGCAAGACUACGUAUUCUACCACAAUGCUGGCUUCUCGUGGGAUGCCAAUGCGAUUACGCGGUAG
Molecule: messenger RNA, 804 nt
Organism: Baudoinia panamericana UAMH 10762
Lineage: Eukaryota; Fungi; Ascomycota; Dothideomycetes; Mycosphaerellales; Teratosphaeriaceae
Exons: 1
Coding region: 1-804 (267 amino acids)
Source: RefSeq, a predicted model, not a curated record